Ochotona princeps (American pika) is the source of this 5604-nucleotide messenger RNA. It is a transcript of the gene ADCY9, whose product is annotated as adenylate cyclase 9. Gene Ontology annotation, biological process: cyclic nucleotide biosynthetic process; intracellular signal transduction; adenylate cyclase-activating G protein-coupled receptor signaling pathway. The record is from RefSeq and is a predicted model, not a curated record. The coding region runs from base 433 to 4629 and encodes 1398 amino acids. The transcript is spliced from 12 exons. Gene Ontology annotation, molecular function: adenylate cyclase activity. NCBI's taxonomy places the organism in Eukaryota, Metazoa, Chordata, Mammalia, Lagomorpha, Ochotonidae.
ACUACGGCCUCCUCAGUUCUUCACCCGGGGCUAGGCGUUGUCCCAGGGACGAGGGUGCGCCCUGAAGGCCGACACUGUGCGGCCACCACACGCUGAGACUCGGCCGUGUGGACUUCGAACAGGAAAUCUGGAAGUCAUUGAGUUGGCACUGGCAAAGGUUUUGGACUUGUUCAGAGAAAUGUGUUGUGGAGAGGACACCAAAUUGGUGCUUGCUAUUGUUAAAGUGAGGCUUUCACCCGAGGCCAGUCCCCAGCAGAAGAGUCUACUCUGGAAGAAAACUUGAUGUUGGCAAGUUGCUUGAUAAGUGAAAGCUCUGAUCAUCUCAGAGGGGCUGUGCAGGGAUGAGGGAAUCCAGAGUUGACAGACCACAGCCUGGUGGAGCCCGUCUUCAGCAAGGAGGACCACAAAACUUGCGGACUGGCCCUGCUACAGAUGACAAGACUUGACAGGGAGCAUGCUCAGGUACGAGAGACCGGCCGAGGAGGCUCCGAGAGCCGCAACAUGGCUUCCCCGCCCCACCAGCAGCUGCUGCAUCACCACAGCACCGAGGUGAGCUGCGACUCCAGCGGCGACAGCAACAGCGUGAGGGUCAAGAUUAACCCCAGACAGCUGUCCUCCAACAGCCACCCCAAGCACUGCAAGUACAGCAUCUCCUCCAGCUGCAGCAGUUCCGGGGACUCCGGUGGCGCUCCCCGGAGAGUGGGCGGCGGCGGCAGUGGCGGGGGCCGCCUGAGACGGCACAAGAAGCUGCCGCAGCUGUUCGAGAGGGCCUCGAGCCGCUGGUGGGACCCCAAGUUUGAUUCUGUGAAUCUGGAGGAGGCCUGCCUGGAGCGCUGCUUCCCGCAGACCCAGCGCCGUUUCCGGUACGCGCUCUUCUACAUAGGCUUCGCCUGCCUGCUCUGGAGCAUCUACUUCGCCGUGCACAUGAGAUCCAGGCUGGUUGUGCUGGUGGCGCCCGCCCUGUGCUUUCUUGUGGCGUGCGUGGGCUUCUUUCUGUUUACCUUCACCAAGCUGUACGCCCGGCACUAUGCGUGGACCUCGCUGGUUCUUACCCUGCUGGUGUUCGCCCUGACCCUGGCCGCCCAGUUUCAGGUUUGGACGCCCCUCUCAGGACACACUGAGGGCUCCAACCACACUCCCGCUGCCAGGCCCGCAGACGCGUGCUUAUCCCAAGUGGGCAGCUUCUCCAUGUGCAUUGAAGUGCUCUUCCUGCUCUACACCGUCAUGCACUUACCUUUGUACUUGAGCUUGUUUCUGGGGGUGGCCUAUUCCGUGCUUUUUGAGACCUUGGGGUACCACUUCCGGGACGAAAGCUGCUUCCCCUGGCCUGCCGUGCCAGCCCUGCACUGGGAGCUGCUGAGCAGGGCCCUGCUGCACCUGUGCAUCCAUGCCAUCGGGAUCCACCUGUUCAUCAUGUCCCAGGUGAGGUCCAGGAGCACCUUCCUGAAGGUGGGGCAGUCCAUCAUGCAUGGGAAAGACCUGGAGGUGGAAAAAGCCCUCAAAGAGCGGAUGAUUCACUCCGUGAUGCCGAGGAUCAUAGCCGACGACCUGAUGAAGCAGGGUGACGAAGAGAGCGAGAACUCAGUCAAGAGGCAUGCCACCUCGAGCCCCAAGAACAGGAAGAAGAAGUCUUCCAUCCAGAAGGCUCCCAUAGCAUUCCGCCCUUUCAAGAUGCAGCAGAUCGAAGAGGUCAGCAUUUUGUUUGCGGACAUCGUGGGAUUCACCAAGAUGAGUGCCAACAAAUCUGCUCACGCCCUGGUGGGCCUCCUGAACGAUCUCUUUGGCCGCUUCGACCGGCUGUGCGAGGAGACCAAGUGCGAGAAAAUCAGCACUCUGGGAGACUGUUACUAUUGCGUGGCGGGGUGCCCCGAGCCCCGGGCCGACCACGCCUACUGCUGUAUAGAGAUGGGGCUGGGCAUGAUCAAAGCCAUUGAGCAGUUCUGCCAGGAGAAGAAGGAAAUGGUGAACAUGCGCGUCGGGGUCCACACGGGGACUGUCCUGUGUGGCAUACUUGGCAUGAGGAGGUUCAAAUUUGAUGUGUGGUCCAAUGAUGUAAAUCUGGCCAACCUCAUGGAGCAACUGGGAGUGGCAGGCAAAGUCCACAUUUCUGAAGCAACCGCAAAGUACUUAGAUGACCGGUACGAAAUGGAAGAUGGCAAAGUCACUGAACGCCUAGGCCAGAGUGUGGUGGCUGACCAGCUGAAAGGUUUGAAGACAUACCUGAUAUCGGGUCAGAGAGCCGAGGAGUCCCACUGCAGCUGUGCAGAGGCUUUGCUUUCUGGCUUUGAGGUCCUUGACGGCUCACGGGUGUCCUCAGGCCCUAGGGGACAGGGGACAGCAUCGGCAGGGAGUGUCAAUGACUUGGCGCAGACUGUCAAAACCUUUGAUAACCUUAAGACCUGUCCUUCAUGUGGAAUCACCUUUGCUCCCAAAUUGGAAGCUGGCGCAGAAGGUGGCGCUGUCCAGAAUGGCUGUCAAGAUGAGCAUAAGAACAGCACCAAGGUAACAGGCUCAUGGCUGUUGUUCCUGUCACUUCCUCUCCUGGCGCAUCCACCUAAGGCUUCUGGAGGACCUAACCCCAAAACUCAGAAUGGACUUCUGAGCCCUCCCCAGCAGGAGAAGCUGACCAACAGUCAGACCUCCUUGUGUGAGAUCCUGCAGGAAAAGGGAAAGUGGGCAGGGGUAAGCUUGGAUCAAUCAGCUCUGCUUCCACUAAGAUUCAAGAACAUCCGGGAGAAGACCGAUGCCCACUUUGUGGACGUUAUCAAAGAAGACAGCCUGAUGAAGGAUUAUUUUUUUAAACCGCCCAUCAAUCAGUUCAGCCUGAACUUCCUGGAUCAGGAGCUGGAACGAUCCUACAGAAGCAGCUAUCAGGAGGAGGUGAUGAAGAAUUCCCCUGUGAAGACGUUUGCCAGCCCCACCUUCAGCUCCCUCCUGGAUGUGUUUCUGUCUACAAUAGUGUUCCUGGUCCUCUCCGCCACGUGCUUCUUAAAGUAUGGGGCAGCAGCCAUGCCUCCUCCGCCAGCUGCCCUGGCCGUCUUUGGGGCAGCCCUGAUGCUGGAGGUGCUGUCCCUCGUGGUGUCUGUCAGGAUGGUGUUUUUCUUGGAGGACGUUAUGGCCUGCACGAAGUGCCUGCUGGAACGCAUUGCAGGCUGGCUGCCUCGCCACUGCGUGGGAGCCGUGCUGGUAUCCCUGCCUGCCCUCGCUGUCUACUCCCAUGUCACCUCUGAAUUUGAGACAAACAUACAUUUCCCAGUGGUCACAGGCUCGGCUGUGCUGGUCGCUGUGGUGCACUACUGUAACUUCUGCCAGCUCAGCUCCUGGAUGAGGUCCUCCCUGGCCACCGUCGUCGGGGCUGGGCCGCUGCUCCUGCUCUAUGUCUCUCUGUGCCCGGACAGUUCCAUAGGCAUUUCACCCCUUGAUGCAGUACAGAAUUCCAGUUCCGGGAGGAAUCCAUGCAAUAGCUCGUUGCUGCAGGACAGCAGGCGGCCAGGAGGCCCCGUGGGUGAGGAGCUGAUUCUCGUCUUUUUUCUCCUGCUCCUGUUGGUCUGGUUCCUGAAUCGAGAGUUUGAAGUCAGCUACCGCCUUCACUACCAUGGGGAUGUGGAAGCAGACCUGCACCGCACCAAGAUCCAGAGCAUGCGGGAUCAGGCCGACUGGCUGCUGCGGAACAUCAUCCCCUACCAUGUGGCAGAGCAGCUGAAGGUGUCCCAGACCUACUCCAAGAACCAUGACAGCGGGGGGGUCAUCUUCGCCAGCAUCGUCAACUUCAGUGAGUUCUACGAAGAGAACUACGAGGGCGGCAAGGAGUGCUACCGGGUCCUCAACGAGCUGAUUGGGGACUUUGACGAGCUCCUGGGCAAGCCGGACUACAGCAGCAUUGAGAAGAUCAAGACCAUCGGGGCCACAUACAUGGCAGCGUCAGGGCUAAACGCCGCACAGUGCCAGGAUGGCAGCCAUCCCCAGGAGCACCUGCAGAUCCUGUUCGAGUUUGCCAAGGAGAUGAUGCGUGUGGUGGAUGACUUCAACAACAACAUGCUGUGGUUCAACUUCAAGCUCAGAGUCGGCUUCAACCAUGGGCCACUCACGGCGGGAGUCAUUGGCACCACCAAACUGCUGUAUGACAUCUGGGGGGACACGGUCAACAUUGCCAGCAGGAUGGACACCACCGGGGUCGAGUGCCGCAUCCAGGUGAGCGAGGAAAGCUACCGUGUCCUGAGUAAGAUGGGCUAUGACUUCGACUACAGAGGGACCGUUAACGUCAAGGGGAAGGGCCAGAUGAAGACCUACCUUUACCCCAAGUGCACGGACAACGGGGUUGUGCCACAACACCAGCUGUCUAUCUCCCCGGACAUCCGUGUCCAGGUCGAUGGCAGCAUUGGACGGUCUCCCACAGACGAGAUCGCCAACCUGGUGCCUUCUGUUCAGUAUUUGGACAAGACAUCCCUGGUUCCUGACCCUGUGCAGGCCAAGGACACGCACCUGUCUUCCAAGAGGCCCUGGAAGGAGCCCAGUAAAACCGAAGAAAGAUGUCAUCUCAGCCAAGCCAUGGAGAAAGAGGACUAUGAAGAUGUGGCAAUGGAGGAGGCCGACGAGCUCACCAAGCUUAACGUCUCUAAGAGUGUGUGAGGUGGCGCCAAAGCCGCCCACGGUGCUCCAUUUGUCAAAACACAAUAAUAUUCAUACCUGGCUGCGGUGCUGCCCCAGCGCCACGGUUUCUGUCCCCAGAUGUGGUAUCAUGUGGUCAUUUCCACCCUCCCUCCUGUGUGGGUCACAGUUCUUCAGGGUUCGUUUCCAUCCAUGUCUCCUCUUCUUUGUACCCUCUCCCUGGAACUCUGCCCUCCUUGGGGUCGUCCAUUCAGCCGUGCGGAGAACAAGUGCCUUCAGGUUGGCUCUGGCCUCGGGCCUGGGACUGAGGCUGCCGCUGGUGGAAAAUUGGCUUCAGGUCUCAUCUGACGUUUGAAACAAAGGCUAUGGUUCAGAUGUCAUUGUUUUAAUUUUUUCUCAUGAGACACUUUUUGUUGUCCAGCUCAUACAAUGACGUAUAUUGAGUUUCUUUUCUUCUUGUAUGUGCAACAGUGUUCCUCAGUAACCUGGCCUUCCUCUGUAAGCACACACACGCACACACACUUGCAUUUACGGAUCUGACAAAAAGUGCCAGUAAUUCACCUAGAGGGGCCCUGGAGGCAGGGGUGGGUGAGGUGUGGGCUGAAGAAAGCCCAGCCGGUCCCUCCUCCCCCGCACUUUCCCAAACGCCAGGGGCCGCAUCGUGGGCUGUGGGUGGCCCUGGCACCCAUAAGCAGGCCAAGAUCUCCAACACUCACCAGGCACCGAGCUCGUGAGUCCAGGCCUCAGGUACCUCAAAGCCGUCUCUCAUCCCAACCCUCCACCCAGGGUCUUCCAGUUGGGAGCGGAGGUGUUCUCUCAGAAGCUGACGCCUGAGGGUUGCACUUAUUUAUUUAUUUAUUUAUCAGGAGAUGCUGUGUCUUGGGGAGAGGGUACCGGGUCGUUUUGUGGAGAGAGACAAGCCUAGGGAAGGCAGUCCACAGAGGUUGCCGCCAGCUGUGUCCCCCAGCACUUCAGCCUCCUGGAGCCAAGCAUGGG